Molecule: messenger RNA, 859 nt
Organism: Lolium perenne
Lineage: Eukaryota; Viridiplantae; Streptophyta; Magnoliopsida; Poales; Poaceae
Source: RefSeq, a predicted model, not a curated record
UUUCACGGCAUGUAUCAUUCACCAUCUGCAUGUGGCUAAGAAAGAGGAUAGAGCACACACGGAGUAAAGGAAGAAGAGAGCACUGCGCACUGUCACUCCAUUAGAGCACAGCAAGGAGGUCAGUUUCUCUUCUUGGGUGAAGGAAGAAGAGAGAAGAAAUGGGAGGAGUUCUCAUGCAGCACCACCAAAUCGCUCCCAAUCUUCUGAGAAAAGAUGGCUUCCCCAGGUCAUUUGCUUCCCAAAGAGAUAUCGUUCUCCUUUGUGCUCCGCGCCGAGGUUCCCUGCCGUGCUCAUCUUCCAUGAUCGUCAGAUCGGAAGCCAACGGGUCUCUACCGCCAGGAACGGCGGUCAGGAAGCACAGCAAAGAAGAGCUCAUCGAAUUCUUCAGAGGCAUCCAGGCCGCCAUUGCCAGGGACUCGCCCAAGGCGUCCAGGAGGACCAGGAAACCAUCGCCGGCCGACCUGUUCGAAGACACCGGCAAGCAAUCUUAUGAGGAAGUAUAUCAAGAUGGGCAGCCAAAUCUGGAGGACAUGAAGGUGGCCGAGCUGAGGGAGAUGGCGAAAGCGAGACAGAUGAGAGGUUACUCCAAGCUGAAGAAGGGUGAGCUGAUUGACCGUUUGAAGGGGGGUUUGGUCUCAUAAUUUGGUCCUCCUAUGAUCCGAACAGGCAGACGUCAGUGACAACUUGGCGUGCUGUACUGACCAAAUUGGUCUAGUUAGAAUCGAUUUUUGUAGCGGAUGUUCCGUCCCAUCUUCUGUUUUCCGCACACUUUGGUGAUAUCUUCAUUUUACUCCGUGGGAGCUUACUUGGUCAGUUCAAUUGCAUGGUGAGGCAGAAGCUCCUCGAUUCAGUUAAUAAA